Messenger RNA from Capra hircus (goat), 3504 nucleotides. It is a transcript of the gene B3GALT2, whose product is annotated as beta-1,3-galactosyltransferase 2. Gene Ontology annotation, molecular function: N-acetyl-beta-D-glucosaminide beta-(1,3)-galactosyltransferase activity. The transcript has 2 exons. The coding region runs from base 952 to 2220 and encodes 422 amino acids. NCBI's taxonomy places the organism in Eukaryota, Metazoa, Chordata, Mammalia, Artiodactyla, Bovidae. The record is from RefSeq and is a predicted model, not a curated record. Gene Ontology annotation, cellular component: membrane.
GGGGGGGGGGAUAAGCUGAAAAAAAUAAAAUAACCAUUCACUUCAUAAUCCUUCCAUUGCUGUAUAUUCACUUAUCACUGCACUUACAUUGACUACAUAUAAUUUAACACAAAGAAGCAAAAUCUCUAAGCUUCUCCCUACCUUGGGUUUUUAAUCGAAAUGAAUGCAAACUAUCACGUGGGAUUCAGCCAAGCAGUGACGUUAAAUUCUGCUCUGUCAGAGAGAGCAUCUGUCAAGCCCACAUUUAAACUGCUGCCUGCCUGUGCAGCAGCUGAGGAACCGUGGAUUUCCUAUUACAGACUAAAACCCCAGUGAAACUGCUCAAAAUCCUUCCCGCAGCUGCCAGGCAACGACGAGAGAGUUAAAUCCUGCUCUUUUCCAAUACAAUCGAAGCACUCCAUUCUAGCUCUGGCUGCUUUACAUCGCAGCUCAGGGUUCUUACUAGAAAUAUGGAUACUGAAAAGAGAAUAGAGCACUGCAUUGUCCGGCCAGGAAGACAGCAGAUGUAAAAAGCUUCAAUGCAUCAACUGUGGGGAAGAGUCGACAGUGCUCCAAACAGAAAGAACCACCACAGCUCUUUUGUUUAAAGAAAGAGAAAAUGAAAGAAAGCAAAAACCUCAGAAGAUUAGCACCCAUAUGAACAAGGAAGGGAACUCGAAGACAAGCAGACAGAUGGACACUCUGGACACUGUGAAAAGCAAUCGCAGGAGGCAGACUGUUGGGGGAGGUGUGCGUAUUCGACAGCAUCUUUUUGCUGGAGCGAUGGCGUGCCAAAAGUAUCUUCAGUGGGCAUAAUCCUCGCCACAUAAAUGGCCUGACCAAGGAAGAAUGACUGCGAGGGAGACGACGUGACCGAAUUAGAAGAUGACUACCAAAGAACAGUAUUGAUUCAGGAGAAGGACACGUUCCCCAGCCACCAGUAUCUCUCAUCCAUUACUGGAUAUUUACAACAUGCUUCAGUGGAGGAGGAGACACUGCUGCUUUGCAAAGAUGAGCUGGAAUGCCAAGAGGUCUCUGUUUCGGACCCAUCUUAUUGGUGUACUUUCUCUCGUGUUUCUUUUUGCUAUGUUUUUGUUUUUCAAUCAUCACGACUGGCUGCCAGGCAGAGCUGGAUUCAAAGAAAACCCUGUGACAUACACUUUCCGUGGAUUUCGUUCUACAAAAAGUGAGACGAACCACAGCUCUCUUCGGAACAUUUGGAAAGAAACUGUCCCUCAGACCCUGAGGCCUCAAACAGCAACUGACCCCAACAACACGGAUCUGUCACUGCAAGGAGUCACAGGGCUGGAGAACACGCUCGGUGCCAACGGAAGCAUUUACAAUGAGAAAGGUACUGGACAUCCAAAUGCUUACCAUUUCAAAUACAUUAUCAAUGAACCUGAAAAGUGCCAGGAGAAAAGCCCCUUUUUAAUACUACUAAUCGCUGCGGAACCUGGACAAAUAGAAGCUAGACGAGCUAUUCGGCAAACUUGGGGCAAUGAGAGUCUAGCACCUGGUAUUCAAAUCACACGGAUUUUUCUUUUAGGCGUAAGUAUUAAGUCAAGUGGCUACCUUCAACGUGCAAUAUUGGAAGAAAGCAGACAGUACCAUGAUAUUAUCCAACAGGAAUACUUAGAUACAUACUAUAAUCUGACCAUUAAAACACUCAUGGGCAUGAACUGGGUUGCAACAUACUGUCCGCGUAUUCCUUACGUAAUGAAAACUGACAGUGACAUGUUUGUCAAUACUGAGUAUUUAAUACAUAAGUUAUUGAAGCCAGACCUGCCUCCUAGACAUAACUAUUUUACUGGUUACCUAAUGAGGGGAUAUGCACCCAAUCGAAACAAAGACAGCAAGUGGUACAUGCCACCAGACCUCUACCCUAGUGAACGCUACCCUGUCUUCUGCUCCGGGACUGGUUAUGUUUUUUCUGGAGAUCUGGCAGAGAAGAUAUUUAAAGUUUCUUUAAGUAUCCGUCGUUUGCACUUGGAAGAUGUAUAUGUGGGGAUCUGUCUUGCCAAGUUGAGAAUUGAUCCUGUGCCCCCUCCCAAUGAGUUUGUGUUCAAUCACUGGCGAGUUUCUUAUUCAAGCUGUAAAUAUAGCCACCUAAUUACCUCUCAUCAGUUCCAGCCUAGUGAACUGAUAAAAUACUGGAACCAUUUACAACAAAAUAAGCACAACGCUUGUGCCAAUGCAGCAAAAGAAAAGGCAGGCAGGUAUCGCCACCGCAAACUACAUUAGAAAAGACAACUUUUUUUCUUCCCCCAAAACAUGCAACCUGUAAAAUAUUGCUAAAAGCAUGUGUAGUUAAAAUGAUUAUGAUUACAUGCAUAGGAACAAGUUUUAGUUAAAACUCAUCACAUAAAUGAAUCCAAAAAUAUAUUUUUUAAUUUCUGAAGAAGGUAAUUCUUAAAAAUACAUUAUAUAACAAAAAAGUAUCCCAAAACAACCUAUUAAAAAAUCUACUUAAAAAAUCCACAUGGGGGAUUCUGUGUAUUAACACGCAAUAACAGGCAUGCAUACAUCAAUGGUUCGAAUCUUAUGUUAGGGGCCAAGAGGAUGUAUCUGCAUGUUUUCCAAGUAAAUUUUAAUUUAAGAAAUGGAGAUGGUCAAAAGACUCUUCAUUUUAGAUUUAGUUUUCCAUUUCAAUAUAUGUAAAUAAAACAUUACUGUCAAUUUUAAGGAAACUUUACAAUUGUGCAAAGGACAAAUUUUCUGACCUAUUCUAGGGUUCUAAAAACCAUAUUCCAUGCAAUAAGAUUUAAUUGAGGUAUUCCAUAAACAUAGUUAUAAAGUUCAGAGGUUUUAGCAAUGAAGUUCUCAUCUAAGUAUUUACUUUCUAAAAACAACUGAGAUGUUCAUUUUCUUUUAUCAGUACUCACAUUUACUGGGGGAAAUUAUUUUGACAUGAUGUGAUAAAAUGUGAAAAAUCAAUGUGUCUCAGGCUCUAGUUUUUUAUAAAAAGAAAAAAAAAAUUAAAUGUUCAAAACAGAAAGUUUGUUUUCUCGUUGGUGUUCAGGGCCAAGCUAGUACUUCACUGAUUUCCUCAAUCAGCCAGUUAUUGGACUCUCAAGGAGUAUCACCACUUAACUUCAAGCAUAUCUGAAAAAAUCAUUCUCCUCUAACUGAAGCAAUCGCUGGUUACUUACAGGCACAAACAGGAUGCACGGAUGAAAACAGAUAAAGGAUAAAGAGAGCAGCAGCAGUUUCAUUUAAUACCUUUUAAGAUGCAUGACUGCCAAACCACAACAUAUGGGAAGUUUAUUUCCUGACAUCAAGUGUACACAUGCCGAUACUUCAUCAUUUUAUGGCACCUACUUUGUUCUCUGAGUGCCAAGUUUACAAACUGCCUGCAGUUUUUAAUUUGGUGGGUGACAAAUAUCCUGUUCCACUGAUUAAAAACUUUUGGGGAGGGAUGGGGGGAAAAUUACAAAUGUUUGAUGAAACACUUGACUCUAGGAUGAACAAUGUAUACAAUGCACUUUUACCAAGUUUUUAAUAAAAAGGGUAAACUAAAAACCUUCA